CAAAAAUUCAUAAAUUCAGAAGAAUAUUAAAAACACCAGAAAUACUGAAUCAUACUCAGAACUCAGAACUAUCAGAACCAUGGAACAAUUUUUUAAUUUACAACACAAAGUUGUUUUUCAUCGAAAAGAUGAGACAUUUGGGCGGUUUGAGCACUUUUGUAAAGUUUCGUCCUCAAACGUAGUGGCAUUUUCUUCAGAAAUUGAUAUUAAGACUGGAUCUAAAGGUUUCUUUAUUUAUGUUUUUGAUUUAAACAUUCCAUGGUGCACAUACAAGAUCGCUACAAGGUCUUAUCCGAUUACUGUGCUUGAAUGGAAUCAGAGUGGAUGUUAUUUGCUGGUCGCCGACAAUUAUGGAAAUGUAUCAAUCUACACUCAGAAGAACAACUUACUUGAUGAAUUUUACGAGGUCUAUAGCAUAAACUUCCCAAGUGAAAACAUCAUCGCAGCCAAAUUCUUUUUCAACGGAAUCAAAUAUCCAAAGUAUCAACAUGAUCAGAUGCUGUACACAGACAAGUAUCAAAAAUACAGGAUCCAACCAACAGUAAGAAAUUUCGGAGCAUCUCCAGCAACUGGAUUUGUAGUAAUUACCUCAACAGGUGUCAUUGGUGCUUAUUCCUUUGACACCAACUCACAUCCACCUACAAAUAAUAAUGUAGAGCAGUGUAAAUUCAUAAAGAAUCUUGGACAGAAUAGAUGUCUAUACACGAACGCUGAUAUUGCUUUUAAAAAUGGACAAUUUUACAUUGCGGCUGCAAAUAAUGGACACAAGAAUCCAAUCAUUCAAUGCUACAGAGUACAUAUUGAGAAAGUUGACGAAGAACUGAUCAUCAACAGUAAAUCCCUUCCAAGCUUCUUUGUUAAUGAAAAUGCAGCUGCUAAAGACAUGUCCGACUUAAAAUUAUUCAAGUUUAAAUGGAUGACGCAGGAAGAUGCUGAUGGAUUGAUUGUUCUUUCGAAUCAUCUAAGUGGAAGUGUUGUGGAAAUCUGGACAUUGAAGGAGGAAUCAACUCCAAUUCAUAAGUUAUUUCAGACAAAUAAGAAUGAAUGCUACAAAACAUUAGCAUGGUCGAAUCAGCAGUCUUAUAGACACAGCAGGAAAGUCUUGGACAUAAUAACCACAAAAAUUCAAUUCGGUAUGAAUUUCUACUUGUUUAUUGCAUAUCAAGACAGUUCAAUCCACUGCCUGAACAGAGAAGGAAUGAAACGUGUCACCAUCACCAAUAUAAACUUCAGUGCAUCAGCAUUAGAGCAUCAAACGAAAAUAAUCAAAAUGACAUCAAAAAUGGCUGCUCUGGAUAUCAGCUUCAUGGGAAAUAUGCUGUUUGCUAUUGAUUCCAUUGGACAAGUCGCAUGUUAUAAAGUCAACUUUGAUCAUCUCAUGAUGAACGCUGUUCAAGCUACAAACAUGCUCGAGUAUUGUCUCAUUAGUGGCGUUGACUCACUUGACGUAAUGCUUAUGCUCAAAAUGACUCAGCCACAGAUCAUUGACUCAGUCAUUGAUAGAAUGACUGAGAACUUCAAUAGACAACCAAACUCAAUCACUCAAUUCUACUACCUUAAAUUCUUAACAAUGAAGAUCAAUUUGUACCGAAUGUCAAUCUCUGGACAGAGCAAAGCUCAUGAUUUAAUCUGCCUACUCAAUUUGAUCUCCAUUUCUACAGCAUUUAAAUCUCUAUUAAGACCUGCUGCGCCGGCUGAUUUAAUGACCUUUAAGAAUGGACCAGCGGAGAAUUUGUCAAUGAUUCUAUCCGAAACAACCGUCAACAAUGCUGAUGUCGACAAAGUUCUUUUGAACUUAGAAGCUAAGGACUUUACAGUUGAGCCGUCAACUUUACAAUCUCUUCAGCAGUUAAUUCAAUUUGUUGCUGACUUAGCUUUGAAUAUUUUGGUAAAGUUACCGGAAGGAAAGACAUUUUUGAAUACAAACAAGACUACUGGAGAUUUGUCAGACUUUACGGCAUUAAAUACGAUUCGGGAACUACUGGUUAUGAUCAGAAUUUGGGGACUUCUUCAGCCUCAAUGCCUCCCAAUAUUCUCACGAUCUGCUGAUAAUUUGGAUAUUCUAGCAACUUUAUUCAGAUUACUUACAAAAUUAUCUCCUAAGCCAGACUGCCCCGACGAACAGCUCCUCGAUGAAUGCUGUCUACUUCCAAGUCAAGUGCUAAUCCCACAAGUCCACCUCAACACACCUAAAACCUCACUUUCGUCUCCACUUCUUAGUAAUUUGCCACUUCCAUUACAACUUACAUACUUUAUGGAACAUGAGGCAUUAGAUUUUACCCCAGACAUUCAUUACGUAGAAGGAUGUUUGAUGAAUCAUAGCUUGAUAGACUCGAUAAGAUAUCUACAUGUCAACAAAAAUGCAAGUAAUUUGAGAAGAUGUGUGCGAUGUGGUGCUACAUCUAUAUAUAAAUCAAAUAUGAAGAUUUCGACGGCUAUGAAAGCUUGGGAAAACCGUUGGGACGUUUGCAACUUUUGUGGUGGCAAGUGGAAGACUGAAAAGGUUUAGAUUUUAAAGAAAAAAGUAUUUAAUAAAUUGAAAUUUAAAUAAUUUUGAAGUUUUGGAUUUUAUUCGGUGAUCGUUUAUUAAUGACUUCCUUAAAUAUCGGACGUCAUUAUUGAAUGAUAAUAAAUGGUAAAUCUUUCAACAAAAUGAAACGC
Molecule: messenger RNA, 2661 nt
Organism: Chironomus riparius
Lineage: Eukaryota; Metazoa; Arthropoda; Insecta; Diptera; Chironomidae
Source: the annotation of a GenBank genome assembly